Salarias fasciatus (jewelled blenny) is the source of this 2985-nucleotide messenger RNA. It is a transcript of the gene dgat1a, whose product is annotated as diacylglycerol O-acyltransferase 1a. The transcript has 17 exons. Lineage: Eukaryota; Metazoa; Chordata; Actinopteri; Blenniiformes; Blenniidae. The record is from RefSeq and is a predicted model, not a curated record. The coding region runs from base 1 to 1569 and encodes 522 amino acids. Gene Ontology annotation, cellular component: endoplasmic reticulum membrane. Gene Ontology annotation, biological process: triglyceride biosynthetic process. Gene Ontology annotation, molecular function: diacylglycerol O-acyltransferase activity.
AUGAGCGACGGAGCGGGGAUGCUGGGGCCCUUGGCGCGGCGGAGGAGGACGACCAUCCACGGGUCGGCCGGCGUGAAGCAAGCCAACGGGAGCAAAUGGCACCAGGAUGCGGGGGACGGCAAGCCGGAGUCACCCGGUAAGGCCAAAAAGAAAGACGCUGCGUCCCGGAAGGCGGUCGGCCACGGGAAGGUGGACGGAGAGCCGGUGACAGCAGCGCGACAGGCGGACUCGAACGGUCCGAGGAGUCCGGGGAAUGAAGAGGAGCAGCUGAGCGACAGACUCAGCUGCCAUGUCCUUCAGGAGUCUCUCUUGAGCUCAGCCAGCGGCUACAGCAACUACAGAGGAAUCCUCAACUGGUGUGUGAUCAUGCUGGUGCUGAGUAAUGCUCGCCUCUUUCUGGAGAACCUUAUAAAGUAUGGCAUCUUGGUUGACCCCAUUCAAGUGGUGUCUCUCUUCUUAAAGGACCCCUAUAGCUGGCCAGCAGCUUGCCUAACAAUCGCGUCAAACGUGUUCAUCCUGGCAGCCUUUCACACGGAGAGGCGUCUGGCUGUGGGCACCAUCUCUGAAACGACAGGAAGGAUCCUCCACUUUUUUAACCUGACAUGCACUUUGAUCUUUCCUGCAGCUCUAAUCCUCCGUGUAACCUCCAUGACACCAGUGGGGGCUGUGAUCUCCCUCGCCAUCUACACCGUGCUCUUCCUAAAGCUGUUCUCGUACCAGGACACCAACAGGUGGUGUCGAGAAAUCGGACAGGCCAAAGCCAAAAAGCUGACGAGAUCGUAUUCCUGUCCUACAGUUGCGCCUUGCAAUGGGUCGGCCGUCCAGACCCACGUCUCUUACCCAGGAAACCUCACACACAGAGACAUCUACUACUUUAUUUUUGCACCAACUCUCUGCUACCAGCUCAACUUCCCACGGUCUCCUCGAAUACGCAAAAGGUUCCUGAUAAGAAGACUAUUUGAAAUGCUUUUCCUCAUGCAGCUGCUCGUGGGACUAAUACAACAGUGGAUGGUUCCAACGAUUCAGAAUUCAAUGAAACCAUUCCAGGAAAUGGAUUUUUCUAGGAUGGUGGAGCGCCUGCUAAAACUAGCGGUCCCCAACCAUCUCAUAUGGUUAAUAUUCUUCUAUUGGUUUUUCCACUCCUCUAUGAACUUUGUGGCAGAGCUCAUGCAGUUUGGAGACAGAGAGUUCUACAGGGACUGGUGGAAUUCAGAAACUGUGACGUAUUUCUGGGCCAACUGGAACAUCCCAGUGCACAAGUGGUGCCUGAGGCACUUUUACAGGCCCAUGUUGAGACGGGGGGUCAACAGGCGUCUGGCUCAAAUCGCUGUCUUCCUGGGGUCCGCCUUCUUCCACGAGUUCCUGGUGAGCAUUCCUCUGAAAAUGUUCAGACUGUGGGCCUUCAUGGGAAUGAUGGCUCAGGUUCCUCUUGCUUGGUUCGUGAGUCGCUUUCUCAACGGGAACUAUGGCAACGCGGCCGUGUGGGUGUCUCUCAUCAUCGGACAGCCCGUCGCCGUGUUGAUGUACGUCCAUGACUACUACGUCAUCCACCACGGGAGCAGCACGUAAUCGGGAGACUGGAUGUAGAUCCUGUUGAGGUGACUCUACUGUCAAGUUCAUGGCAGCAGUAGCAGAAAGGAGCUUAAAGCCUGUUUUAUUUUGCACUAAAACGAACCGACCGGAGUACUUCUUCAGAAGUGGAGGAUGUCAAACGGAAGUCCACUUACAACAUGUCAGCCUCUGAAGGGGCCGCGUCCUAUGAAGCAGUAUAUUUUCUUGAAUGUUUCAACAUUUAACUCUGGAGCCAAAUUGUAAAAGAACUCGUUUAUUUUUUUCAUCUCUCUCUUUCUCUGUUGUAUGACUUUAUCUCAAGCAGAAGCAGAUCUGUUCAGGUUUGAUGGAGUUAGGAGCUCAAAGGUGUCGUGAAGUGAAUAAAACUCACCUGCUUGAGCUUUGAAAGCACUUAAAUACACCCAGACACAAGAUCACGACGUACAACCCAACGCUCCGGCCGAGCCGAUGUUCAAACGCACAAACAGCCAGUCGCAACAAAAGUGAAUCACUGCCGAGUGAGCACAAGAAGAAUCAUGCAUAAGACCAAUGGAAUUCUGAGACAGUGGCGCUGAAGCCACUUUCUGCAACAUUAAUCCCGUUUUCUUUACUUUAACAGUCCCUAAUGUCCUUCACUGAUGUCUGCCAGGUUGUAACUGAACAGUGACAUUUGUAUUUGAAAGAUUCCAAAAGGAACAAAUCUUUCAGAAAGCAAGAAUCCUGUUCUUGAAACGUAUGUAAAGCGAGGUUUGUGCCCACAGGUCGCCUUUCCUCCGCUGUCUCUGCAAACACAAUCAAUGCAAGCUGCUGCUGUGUUUUCUGCUUUAGCUUUAUCUUCUGUCUGCUUUAGAUUCCACUUCAUUCAUGUUGAUUUUCUGAAUGUCGCUGUUGAAUUGUGCCAUCUUGAAAUUAAUGUGUUGCAUUUUUUUUGUUGUUAAAUUAUUAAUUUAUGAGUAUAAUUUAAAAGUUUGAGCCAAUAAGCUUUUGCACUUUAAAGAGAUGCAUGCCGUUGACUAAAGCAAUAGAUUUCUGUGAAUGUAAGUCUAAAUCAAACUGUUUUGUUGGGUUAUUAUUUCAGUGAUUUGCUUGAUGACUAUCUCUUCUUAUGUGGUUUGUGUAAUUUGUUUAAAGGUACCACAGAAAGCUGCCAUGCUAAAAUAUUUCUGGGUUCAGCCUGUUGCCACUCCGAAUGUUGUCAUUUUUGUAUUACAAGUUUUGUUAUUUCAUGUUUUUUCUUUCAAUGAACAUAAAUUGGAACCCUCAAUUUUUUUUCUUUCAAGUUUUGUCUCGUUUUCAUGUCUCAUCGAAAAUAUUCCAGGGAAAACACAAUUGUUGUGUGAUUACAACGGCAGUUAUCAAAACACACUUUGUGUUGGCAUUCCUAACCCAAAAUAAGUGCCUGCUGUUUAAAAAAAAAAAAAAAACUUUAAAUUU